AUACAGUAACUGUCAUAAGAUUUUGUUAUUUACAAACCAACGCUGUAAUCGUUUUCAUUAAUAUAUUAAAUGUAAUCAAUUAGCCUAAUAACAAUAAUAAUAAUUAAAUAGGUCUAAACUAAAUAAUUAGCUACUAAUAGCCUACUAAUUUGUAAUAAUAAUUAUAAAUAAUUACAUAGUAUUUAAGGUUCUCUAAAUGGGUGUUCUUAUAGUGUAGAUCAUUACAGGAUAAGAGAUCCCGAAAGUGAAACUAACUUGAUCGCGCGCUGACAGCAGUCAACACGUCACUGUGGAUGCUGGUCUCAGAGCAUCUGGCGUUAAACCUGACACCACACUAUAUAUAGGCUAGUGUAUAUGAAAAGGAAAUUAUAAGAACACAUCGGAAUAAACGUCUGUGGUGAAGACGCUCUACAGGACUCCGUGAUGGAAAUGAGGUAUUCACAGCUGUUUUUUCUACCCGUGUUUCUGUUUAUAAAUGGAGUGUCUCUGCAGAAGACUGCUGUGGGUUUUAUUGGAGGUUCUGUUGUUUUACCUUGUUCUUCUGGAAAACCACCAUCGACAGUUCAAGGCAUAGCUGUGUUUUGGAGACACAGCGGCCAGAAUGUGUUUAUCAUUAUUUAUGGUGAAGUCUCUGAAAAAGGACAGGAUCCAGAGUACAAGAACAGAGUUGAAAGCUUCCCCGAGGAGUUCAAAAGAGGAAACUUCUCCAUCAAACUCAACAACCUUCAACACACUGAUGCAGGAGAAUACAAGUGCUCCAUCGUCACAGAGGAAUUAGUCUGGAGAGUUAAGCUUUCAAUUAAAGAAAAGCCAAUCCCCGGUGAAGGCACAGAACCAAGACCAGAGAUGAUUUUAAUGUUCAUUUCCAUUCUGUACACUGCCAUUAUAUUUUAAUGGACUGUAUGUUGGUUCAGCAAUGUAUCAGUAUAAUCAACAUGUACUUUAUUUAUUUAUUUAUUUAUUUAUUUAUUUAUUAGUUUAUUUAACUGGGACAAUGCAGUAUAACAUUAUGCAGUAUGAUGCUCCACAUAUACAAUAGGCCUCUAGCCAAAGGCUCAUUUGCAGCCCCAGUCCCUGGUUAGGUACUUUUUUUUUUUUUUUAACAAUGGUAAAACAAUAACACACACAAAAAAAGAAAAAAAAAAAAUUGUGUACAACCAUCAGUGUUCACAAACCUGCUUUUGAACUACUUUUUUUAAUAUAAUGUCUGGGGCAGGAUUAUUUACACAUUUAAUAAAAGACAGUUUUAUACAAUUUUAAUAACUAAGCAAAUGAUGCUUUUGUAUAAUAUUACAAUGAUGCCAUCUAUUUGGCUUCUUGUCCAAAAUUCUUUUGUGUUUGUUUAUGUAGGGAUUUAACAGGUUUUCAACAGUCACACAAUAACUAGAAAAAUGCAUGCAUGUAUGACUUAGCACUUUUAGAGAUAUACAGUAUAUGGGCUAAUCAUGUGUUACGUGUUAGAAUGUAAUUGUGGUGUCACAAGUGUGUUAACAUGUGAGUACUGUGUGUAUUUUCUUGUCUCUCUCUUUUUCGCUCCCUGCUCAUUAGUGGAACAGGGUGCAAGUAGGCGCAGCUGAAGCAUCUCAACGUGUGUGUGUGUGUGGGUGUGGGUGUAUAUAAGCAGUGAGGAUUGUCUGUUCCUUGAGCUCACCCUCCUGCUUCCUUGGUGUAGAUCGUGUGUGUAACAGUGUUGUGUUAACCAUUAGAGAGCUGUGCUAUGUCACAGUUCAUGUAAAACUCCUGGCGAGGAUAUUAGGCCGGUAAUUUUGUUGGCAAACUAAUCAUCUUUUAUAUAAAGUAACCUGUGAGAGAGGUUUUUGGCUCUUUUAUUUCCUUUCUUAUAGUUUUCUCCUGUUAAAUGGUCAGCAAGGGAGGUAAGGAUUUGUAUUUCAUUUGUUUAAUUCCAGGGAAGAGGAUCUAAAAACUUGGUUAGAAAAACUCCUUUUUGUUUAUUGAUUUGGCCGUCUGAAACCCUCUCAGACUAAGUUUCUCCUAAUUGUGUCUCAUCCCAAUGUAAACAAAUAAAUGCCACUUUUCUUGACUUCUGGUUUGUGUGCCGGUGUGUUUGUGGAAGCAGGAGAUUGAACUCCGGGCAGCACACUUUUAUUUGGUGUCGCUCUCGAUGCGCGUGUUCAAAUUUGUUCUGAUUGUUACAUCCUUUAGAUGCACAUCAAAUGAGAAUAUAAAAUAACACCUAAAUAUUUAAAAUUG
This is a messenger RNA of Carassius auratus (goldfish), 2211 nucleotides long. Its product is annotated as CD276 antigen homolog. Bases 424 to 894 code for a protein of 156 amino acids. The transcript has 4 exons. Gene Ontology annotation, cellular component: external side of plasma membrane. NCBI's taxonomy places the organism in Eukaryota, Metazoa, Chordata, Actinopteri, Cypriniformes, Cyprinidae. The record is from RefSeq and is a predicted model, not a curated record. Gene Ontology annotation, biological process: cell surface receptor signaling pathway; T cell costimulation; negative regulation of T cell proliferation.